AUGCGGCUAUACAUAAUUAUAUUAUUACUGUCAAUUUAUGAAAGUAACGUAAUAUCAAGUCCCCUUCAACCGUACACAAAUUAUUCGUAUUCAACUGAACUUCAAUCAAAUGUCGCUGAUCUUUGGUGGACAAUAAAUGAAGAUGAACAAGAAAUAACUUUUGAACUACAUAUAAAAACAACAGGAUGGGUUGCUUUGGGUAUAAGCCCAGCUGGUGGAAUGAAUGGUGCCGAUAUUGGACUUGGAUGGGUUGAUCAACAAGGUCAGGUUCAUUUUCAAGAUCGAUAUGCGAUGGGUACUUGGCAACCAAUCAUCGAUAAUACAACAACAGAUUGGUUUGCACUUCGAGGUCGUGAAGAAAAUGGUUGGACAGCUAUUCAAUUCAAACGUUCUCUUGAUACUUGUGAUGAAAUGGAUGUUGCAAUUAAAUCUGGUACAAAUAAUCUCAUAUUUGCGUAUGGCCUUGUUGAUCCUGAUAUGUCUCAAUCAGGUGGUUUAAUUUAUUAUCAUGAAAAUCGAAGAGGUUCACGCAUAAUUCCUCUCCGAUCUUAUAGUAAUCCACCACCAGACAGUAAAUUUUCACAUCUUGACUACGUCGAAUUCAAAUUGAGUGAUCAAAUUGUACCAGCACUUGAAAGUAGUUAUCAUUGUAAAAUUUUCAAAGUUCCAACUGAUUUGUUACAAAGAAGACAUGCAAUUGCUCACAGGACAAUAAUUGAACCAAAUAAUCGAGAUCUUGUUCAUCAUUUCGGACUGUUAGAAUGUGAUCCCACAGCUGUAUUCGACGACAAUAAUUUACCAAAUGGUAUAUGUGAUGACAUUAUUCAGAGUAUAUUUCCAUGUUUUACGAAUGUAGCGAGUAUAUGGGCCGUUGGUGGUGAUGAAAUGAUGGAAUAUCCAGAAAUUGGUGGAUAUCCAAUCGGUGGCGAUUUCGAAAUAAAAUAUUAUAUGCUUCAAAUGCAUUAUGAUAAUCCUAAGCUUACGCCAAAUCGCCGUGAUAGUUCGGGUGUUCGUUUCUAUCUUGGAAAUGAGCUUCGUCAGCAUGAACUUAGUUAUCUUUCAAUCGGUGCAGAAGUCAGCUAUUCGGCUAUUGCAAUUCCACCGGGAAUAGAUCGAUUUUUACUUGAUUGUUAUUGUUCAUCUGAAGCUACACAAGGCGAUGAACUGGCGACUCGAUGUGUUUAUAGUACAACAGACAAAAGUAUCAUAACUUUGGGUGGUGAAAGAACAAAGGAUGAAAUGUGUCUACAUUAUUUUCUCUAUUAUCCUCGUAUGAAAACCUUCCCUAGUUGUCUGUCAUCGAAUUCUCCAGAAGCAUGGACAAAAAUAAUGAAUAUUUCCAAGUCAACAUUUGACAAUGAAAAACUUGGAAUAUGGUUGAAAGAAUUAAAAUGGACACCAGAAUUAUUAGUUCAAUGGCAAAAAUUUUUUAAUGAAGCUUCGCGUACUAUUGAGGCAGGUUAUUUGCAAAUGGUAAAUCUAACUAAAAUACCUGAUUAUGAAGAUUUAAAGAUAUCAGAAUGCAAAACAUCCAUUUCGAACCUGGUCACAAAUCAAAAUGUUUUUCUUAUGAUAAUUAUAUUGAACUUUAUUUUAUAUUUUCAAAUCUAAAAAUAAUAUUUUUCAAUAAAUAUAUUUUAUAGAACGGACAGUUGUAUUUUUAUUGGUUUCUAUAUAGAAUACAAAUCAUUUCCAUAGGUUUUAAACUUGCCAAGCCAAAGAUGCAAUUCAAAUACUUCUUCUCGAUAUGUAAAUUAUCGUUUAUUGAUUUUGAGUCUUCCAAUAAUUUCUUUAUACCAAUUACAUUUACAUGAUGGUAAAUACAUUCUUUCUGACUAUAAGAAAGAAAUACUCUACAAAUGUUUGAGUUUACUGACAUAUCCCAUGUUAACCGAACAUCUAGAUGAAAUAGUAAGAUGUUUAAUAUUUUGUGGGAGCAUUGAACAAAUAUUUUCUAAACCAAGCAUCUCCUAAUCAGAGAAAAGAACAUGAAUAUUUAGAUCAGAAGCAUUGAUUAUAUGUUCGAACAAUUUCUUUAUGAGAUACAUUAAAUUUGGAAUAAAAUCCAAUUUGAAAUCGGCAUCGAGCCUAGAGGGUGAGAUAAAUCACCACAAUACUAAUGUUAGUAUUUCAAAUUUAUUUUGGUAAAAUUAUUAUCAAGUGGCUUUAGUAUUUGAAUCAACGCUAUUGAAAUCAUCAAAAUUCAUAUACUAAUGAUUAACUAGAAAUAGUCGAUCAGCACUGAAUAAAUGAGAGAUAAAUAAAUAUAAGAAUCUGUAUAAAAGGUAAAGUCGCGUUUCGCCAAUAGACAUUCGCCAUACUGGCGACUGGCGAAUGUCCACACGACAUUCGCCAGUACCCCUACGACAUUCGCCAAUUAUGGUGAAUGUCCACACGACAUUCGCCAAUUAUGGCGAAUGUCU
Molecule: messenger RNA, 2423 nt
Organism: Didymodactylos carnosus
Lineage: Eukaryota; Metazoa; Rotifera; Eurotatoria; Philodinida; Philodinidae
Source: the annotation of a GenBank genome assembly